AUGUCUGUCUUCUCUGUUGAGCCGAAAACCGGGAGCACUGUCACUACGAAAAUCCUUGAUGAUGUGUGCAGCAGCCUCGGAGUCAAGCUCAAGCAUGAAGAGAAGGAAGACUACCGGAAGCUGCUGGCGGUCUUUGAUGAGAGCGCGAAAGAACUGAUGCAGAUGGAAGACUACGCACCGCAGCCAGACCUCUCCCGCUUCCCACGCACAAAUAUCCGACCUCCAUCGAAGGAUAACAACACUCAUGGCGCAUGGGCUUGGCGUUGCAGCAUCAAAGAUACAAGACCAAACAAUGGCUUGCUUGCUGGCAAGACAGUCUGCCUGAAGGACAUGAUCUCCGUUGCCGGCGUGCCGAUGCUCAUGGGUACUGAAUUCGUCGCCGGCUACACUCCCAGUAUUGAUGCGACGGUCGUGACAAGGAUACUGGAAGCUGGUGGCGAGGUUACUGGCAAAGCAGUAUGCGAAAACCUGUGCCACAGUGCUACCAGCCAUAGCAGCUCUACCGGCACAGUUGAGAACCCGCAUGGACGAGGCUACAGUGCUGGCGGAAGCAGUAGCGGGAGUGGAGCCCUUGUAUCGCUUGGAGAUGCGGACAUGAGCAUUGGCGCCGACCAAGGCGGCUCUGUGCGCAUCCCAGCUACUAAUUGCGGCAUCGUGGGACUGAAACCGACACACGGCCUGAUCCCAUAUACCGGCUGUGGCAGUAAUGAGCCUACGAAUGACCAUCUCGGACCUAUGACUCGUACAGUACUGGACAAUGCGUUGUUGUUGCAAGCGAUCGCCGGUACGGACAAUAUCGAUGACCGCUCAUACGGCGCGCCAUUGCCGGACAGGAUACCUAAGUAUUUUGACAUGCUGACAACACAAGACAAGCCACAGGACUUGUCAGGUGUAAAGAUUGGCAUCAUCGUAGAGAGUCUCCAGGUCGCUGUUUUGGACCCAAGAGUGAAGGAGCUGUUCCUGCAAGCCGCCAAUGGCUUCGAAAAGCUCGGCGCCACCGUCCAAGAAGUCAGCAUCCCUAUUCAUUCGAAAGGUCCCAACAUCUGGACCGGCGUAUCGAAAGUCGGCGGCUACCUCACCAAGAUGUACGGCGCUCCCGGCCGGCGAGGACAUACGAUGUAUGAUCUUAACAGCCUGUUUCUGGAAGCCUUGCGUUCUCCUUCGCAAUGGGACAAGGCGUACGUGGCGACCAAGAACAUCUACCUCAACGGCGCUUACGCCGCCCAACAUUACCCAGAGCUGCUGGCCCGUGCUACGAACCUUUCGCGCAAACUGAGAGAUGCUUAUAAUGAUGCGCUGAGGCAAUACGACGUCCUGCUUACGCCUACACUGCCGUACGUAGCCACGAGCCACCCGCAACCGGAUGCGACCCCAUUGGACCUAAUCAAAAAGCAAGUGGGAUUGACUAGCAAUACGUGCCAAUUCAAUCAAACUGGACACCCGGUUUUGGCUAUGCCGAUCGGUCUGUUGCUACCGACAGAAGGGCCAGGGGUCGGCACGGGCGUGAAACUUCCUGUGGGGAUGCAAGUGAUCGGACGAUGGUGGGAUGAGGAGAAGGUGUUCAAAGUAGGAUAUGCUUGGGAGUUGAGCAAUGACUGGAGAGCAAUGUGA
Molecule: messenger RNA, 1611 nt
Organism: Baudoinia panamericana UAMH 10762
Lineage: Eukaryota; Fungi; Ascomycota; Dothideomycetes; Mycosphaerellales; Teratosphaeriaceae
Exons: 3
Coding region: 1-1611 (536 amino acids)
Molecular function (GO): catalytic activity
Source: RefSeq, a predicted model, not a curated record